Messenger RNA from Thlaspi arvense, 1962 nucleotides. The record is from the annotation of a GenBank genome assembly. Lineage: Eukaryota; Viridiplantae; Streptophyta; Magnoliopsida; Brassicales; Brassicaceae.
AAAGUAUUCUCAUAUCUCUCAACUAUAUUUAAAAAAAAAGAAGUAAAAAGACGAGGAAAAGGAAGAUUGUGAACAAACGAAAAAUAUCGUAAUUAAGCUAUAGCUUAAAUCCAGUUUUCACAGAGGUUACUGAUACCAGCUGGCGAGAAAAUGGCGAUACCUGAGGAAGUUGCACUUCUCGAAGAUUUGGUUAGCGACUCCGUAGACUAUCGUGGAAUUCCCGCCGGCAAGUCUUCCACCGGAGGAUGGAGAUCCGCCUGGUUCAUUAUAGGUGUUGAGGUCGGAGAGAGGUUCGCUUACGUUGGGAUUGCUUGCAAUUUGAUUACUUACCUGACCGGACCGCUCGGACAAUCGACGGCAACCGCUGCCGUGAACGUGAACACGUGGUCGGGAACCGCCUCGACGCUUCCUGUUUUAGGAGCUUUCGUAGCAGACGCUUAUCUCGGUCGUUACCGGACAAUUCUCGGAGCUUCCUUCAUCUACAUACUGGGGCUGGGACUAUUGACCUUUUCGGCUUCCCUAACCAUCAUGGGAUCAUCUGAGCAACGUAACGGCGAUUCCGCUAAACCGUCUUUCUUGGUGAACGUGCUUUUCUUCUUCUCUCUGUAUCUUGUGGCCGUAGGGCAAGGCGGACACAAGCCGUGUGUUCAAGCAUUUGGUGCGGAUCAAUUCGACUCGCAAGAUCCCAAAGAGAGGAUAGCCAGGGGAUCGUUUUUCAACUGGUGGUUCUUCAGUUUAUCCGCGGGAAUAGCCUUGUCGAUCAUUGUGGUGGUGUAUGUUCAAAGCAACGUUAACUGGGCGCUUGGGUUUGGGAUUCCUUGUUUGUCCAUGGUUAUGGCUCUUGCUAUCUUCUUGCUCUGUAGAAAAACUUACAGGUACCCAAAGGGAAAUCCCCAAGAGAGGAACCCAUUCGCAAGAAUCCGUAGGGUUUUCGUCGCGGCGUUCAAGAACCGGAGACUUGAUUUGGACCAAGGUCAAGUGGAGGAUGGUCAGUCUCAAACAUGUGAAAGUCGGCUCGUUGGCAGGGACGUGGAAGACGCGAAGGCUUUGGCAAGACUUAUUCCGAUAUGGAUCACAACGAUGGUGAGCAUGGUUCCUUACGCUCAAUACACCACUUUCUUCACCAAGCAAGGCGUUACCGUCGACAGAAAAAUCUUGCCGGGCUUAGAAAUCCCUCCGGCUUCUUUAUUGUCAGUAAUCGCUAUAUCGGUUCUCGUCUCGGUUCCCAUCUAUGAGCGUGUGUUCCUUCCAAUAGCCAGAUUGAUUACCAAAAGGCCCUUUGGGAUCACAAUGCUCCAGAGAAUAGGAGCCGGUAUGGUCCUCUCGAGCCUCAACAUGGUGCUCGCAGCAUUGGUGGAAGCCAAACGGUUGCGAAUCGCUGAGGAACACGGGCUCAUAGACAAACCGGACGCAACCGUUCCAAUAUCGAUAUGGUGGUUCGUGCCUCAGUAUUUGUUUCUUGGGAUUAUCGACGUGUUCUCUCUGGUCGGUGCACAAGAGUUCUUCUACGACCAGGUCCCGACCGAGCUGAGAAGUAUAGGUCUCGCGUUUUCUUUGAGUGCGAUGGGUCUUUCCAACUUCUUGAGCGGUCUUCUCAUCACGGUGAUUGAUUGGUAUACCGGAAGAGAUGGAGGGGACAGCUGGUUCAACACAAACCUGAACCGAGCUCAUGUAGAUUACUUUUACUGGUUGCUCGCAGGAUUCACCGCCGUUGCUUUCUUGGUGUUCUUGUUCAUUUCCAAGAAGUAUGUGUAUCGUCGGGUGGACCAGGUCGUCUAAGAAUUCAAAAGACAACUUCUGUUGACUUUUUCGUAUCGUUUUUGUGUUUAAAUUAAUAACGUGUUUAUAAUUUGAUUUGUUUUUUUUUUUUGCGUGUCAACAAAAGGAUAUUUGAAAAGUUCAAUAUGAUGUAGAUGUGCCUAUACAAAAACAUAUUUAUCCGAUAUCAUUUGCAUGAGCUAA